CGAAUGUUUCAACUGCUUCAAUUUUGAGCAGGUUUUUGGUUCUGUUUUCUGGUGUUCCUCACUUGGCGGUUUCCCUGUUUUGCCUUUGGGGGAGAUUUUAGGCAUGCCUUUCAAAGGAACUUCGUUAGUAUGCGCACAUGUUCACUAGAGUGUUAGUUUUCCUACCGUUUUCCUUUCCCCAUGAGUGCCUGUCCAGAUAGUAAAUGUUGCUGAACGUGUUUGGGUUGCCGUUACACUGAAGCAAUUUGCUAUAGAAUAUCCUUUCUAAAAGUUGCGCUCCUCCUGUUCAGGGUUCCCUGGUAGUUUUGUUCAAGCCGUGUGAGGAAGGUACGUAUCUGGACGGGCAAAGGUGAAAGCGCAUUGUCCUUUCUCUUCCCCCAAUCUUACCAUGCUAUAUAAGCAUUAGAGAGCUUUUAGGUCAGAAAUUUUAAUAGCUGUAUAUUGGGCAGGGAGCACUUCAGAGAGUGGGGAACGGAAAAGUUAUCCUUUUUUUAAACAAAUCACGAAUUUCCUUUUACCUAGGAGGUCCCCUGAGUGUGUAGAAAUCACUCCCUUAUUUUGGAUGGAUCCAUUCUGCUUCCAAAGUGAUAGGCACUCAACCACCUGAGUUCACUACAGGAGGAGGAGAUAUUAAUUACACCCAGAUCAAUUAUAUAAGUUCUAUUUAGCACCUUUUCAGUGAACUUACAAAAGGAAACUGUUGUGGGCUUUUCACUAACGUGUCAUCUUCAGUAGCCAAUGUAGGAUGACCUGUUGCAGAGUACAUUAUAUUAAAUGUGCAGCUGUUUCAGCAAUGUGGUGUUCAGGCAAUGACUUGGUUUGAAUGUCUCAGGUAUACAAGUGUGUCACUGUUUUCAUCUGUGAAACUUUUUUGGGUGUUUUUUUAUUGCAAAAUUAAUGUUUGAACACCUUUCUCUGUCAUAAGAUGCAGUGUACCUUCCAAAGGGACUUGUUAAUUUGCAAUGAUGCUGAGACUUCUCUGUAAUAGAUCAUUUUCUUGGCAGUUACUGCUUCUGAUUCUAUCAUGCCAGUCUCCCAAAUGGUCUGCCAGCACCAUGUUUAUAUGACUCCUGCCUUUAGAUUGGCAGUUUGGGGAAGAGGCCUUUAGUUUGGCCCAUGGCUUUUAGUUGCUCAACUUUGCUUUAGUCCUUUAAUAAUACAGUGGCUGAGUACAUGCUAUACAUUUACAGCACAUCCUCCCGCCCCGAGUCCUGUAGUUUACCCCUCACAGAGCUACGAUUCCCAGCACUCUUAACAAACUACAGUUUCCAGGGUUAGGGAGGGGUGCUUUAAAUGCGUGGUGUGUAUGCAAUUGUAGUUUCUAUUCUGUGGAAACUACUGACUGAGCAGAAGUUAUGACUGCUAGUUUCAAUAGGCAAAAGUACAAUCUUGGUUUUGGGGGACAGUUUGCUUCUGAUCCUCAGAUGCUUGGGAAUAGCAGGGAUUAGAUAUUGCCAACCUGUUUGUGAGCCUCCCUAAUGUAUCUCUUGCCACUCAAUUUCUUCAUGCAUUAAAAGUAUUUUCUGCAUGGUGAUCAUCUUGGCACAUAAGUACUCAAUAACUGUAUGAAUUUUUGCUUCUAGAGCCAACAAGGGGCAGAUGCACAGUUUUCUUCUCGUACUACUGGUUUGCCUCACAAUUGCAAUUUUUACAUUCUUAUCACUGCUUUUGUGGUUGGAAUCCAACUCUCCCCGUUUUUGUUAUGUAUUUAAGGCAGGGAUGGUUAACCCCCUAAAUGUUGUUGGACUUAAGCUCACAUCAGCCGCAGCCAGCAUGGCGAGUAGCUGGGAAUGGUGGGAGUUGGAGUCCAGAAACAUCUGAAUGGCCAAAGGCAAGCCACCCAUGGUUCAGGGGCUUGAGCAAAGCAAGUGUUCAUGGCAGAGAGCUGAUAUGGCCCAUUAGUUGUUGAUCUGAGUCUGGGUUCACUUUCCUUCUCAGUGAUGAGUUGUUUUACACUUAACACAUUCUGUGGUUGUGUAUUUUCAAUUGUUAACAUGUAAAAUAUGGAUAGUGGAUAUGUAGAACUGUAUGUUUAGGAAUAGAUAUGCAUUGAGGAGUUGCAGCCAGUUAGGAGCUUGCAUAUCAGAGGACCCUGAAUCUUCAGGGACAGGUGUGUUUUUACUUUUUUCAUGUAGCAAUUGUAUUUCCCAUCUGAAGCAGCUCUCAAUGUCAGAAGGUAUAUUGGCUUUAGCUGAUUCUGUAGUUGCUUUUUUGCAGGUGUAUUCUUCCCAUUUCUGCACAUGAUGAAGUUCCACCUGUAUUUUCAUGCACAGGAAAAUGUUUUGUGCAAAUUGGUAGUGCAAAGUUUUGACCUAGAGUUCUGAGUUUCAUAAUCUUGUUUAUUAGUCAAACCUAUGUGUUACCAAUUUACACAGUGUUGCUUCUGGUGGUUCAAAUAUGAAUGAUGCUUUUCACUGAGGGAACAAAAUUAUGUAACAUCUGAAUGAAUUCCUGGCCACAGGAGUUGUAUGUCCAAAACAUCUGGAGGGCUCCAAGUCGGUGAAGACUGUGAAUAGAGGGUUAUCCAACAGUUGUACAGUUUGGGCAAGAAAUUUGGCCCCCCUCUGGGGACUGCUUGUCCUUUCAAGGGAAGACUACUCGCUUUUGAUGUUGGUUAUGUUGAAGCUAAGUGGAAAAAGGAUAUAGACUAAUGAAUUGGUCCUCAGUUUUGCUUUAAUAAGUCACAUCUCAUUUUCUGACUUUGAUUCAGGGAUGUAGCCUUGCAACUUGUAGUAAAGGCUGACUACCCAUGCCUUUCCCUCCUGCUGCUCAGUUUCUUCCUUUCAUGUCAAACCUGCUGGAACUGGUAGCAAAAGAAACCAAAUAUUUUAUAGGUGCCAGUUUCAUCCCUUUUGGGGAGACCAGGUUUCUAAGUUCCAGCCCAACAUAAACUUCUGAAUGUUUGGGUUCCUUUAUAAAUUCUUUCAAAAAUCUGGACAAUUAAUGUACUUGGAAAUUCGUGUAGAUUUGGUGAUUUACCACUCUCAAGCCUUAAAGGCAGGUAGAAGAUGCUUUAGUAAUAUCCCAGAACUUGUGUGGAUCUUUAUUGCUAGGAAAGGGGCGUAACAAUUGUGAUCUAAUACUCGUUUGCAGCUGAGGAAUGAGUACAGUAGGGCCCCACUCAUACGGCAGGUUACGUUCCGGACCCCCGCUGAAAAGCAAAACUCAUUGAAUAGAAUGGUGCGCAACGCCCAAAAACUGCUGUAAAAGCAGAACAAGCGCCGUAUGAGUGGGGCUUUAGUCUAAUUGUGUCUAAUUGAGACCGCCGCAUUAGUGAAGCACUGUAAAGCGAGGCCCUACUGUAUGUAGUUGCAGACCAGUCACCUUUUUCAUCCUUACAAGGAUGACUGAUACAGUUGCAGUACUGCCUCUCAUACUCUUCUUACACAAGACAUGAGACAGGGCUGUAACAGCUCCCCAAGGCACUUGCCAUAGCUUGGCGAUCUACAUGAAAAGCAUGUGAAAAUAUCUGGUUCAGACCUCUGAACCGCUGUUUAAAUAAUCUCAGGUAGCAGAGACAGGAAAAUCCUCUGCUUGAGACCUUGGGUGGCUACUGAUAGUGGUGGUUCACAUGAAUCACCAGUCCAUAGUUUGGGAUUAUGCGAAUGAGCUUAUCUAAACUUUCAGGUGCACAUGCUCCCUCCCCUUAUGUGUAGCAAUUCCCUCCUUCUAUUCCUGGUUUUAGCUCAAAUGAGAAAAGGAGAGAGGUAAUUGCCACAUAUGACAGGAGGAGAAAGCGUGUGAGACUGAGGUUUGUGCAUAUAGUGCACUACAUCUUUAGCUCCAGCCAGCAUGCCCAAUGGUGAGGGAUGAGAGUUGUAGUGCAAAACAUGUGGAGGACAUGUGGUUGGAAAAAGCUGAACUAGAUAGAGCGAUGGUCUGACUUGGUCACCACAUUUUCACGUUAGGGUAAGCCAUGGCUCACUGUGCAUGAGCUGAUUGCAGUUGUUUUGCUGCUCCCUGUAAGUAAACCACAAUCAAUAGCUUAAUAUUGUAUCUGAACCAGGGAUGGUGGUUUGCUUUAGCAUGAUUGGUAAGCCAAGAACAACCUUGGCAUAUUGUGGUUUGGAACACAAUGAAACAUGAUCCUGGUUUGGAUGUAACAUUAAGUUGGGGAUAGCAGUUUGUUUUCCCCCAGUGUGAGCAGGAAGGAGUGAAGCAGGUGUCAUCAGCUCAUGCAUGGAAAGCCAUAGCUUAUGGUUUACCACUAUGUACACACAUACAGCUAGUGUACAGCAGCUUCGUAUAUUCAAAUAAAAGAAGAGCUGUGUAGUUUCAUCACACCACAUUUUUUUCCUUGGAUAAGGAGUAUUAUUGUAAUCUUUCAAGAGUAAGAUUGUUGUGGUGACUAGGAGGAGGUGCUGUUACUACUCUGCAUACCCAAGGGAAGCUUGUAAUUGCCCUUCUAUGUUGAUCGUACAUAAUGUUAUGGUAACUCGUGUUAUGACAGCAUGCGUUGGUACACUGUGGUCUUCAGCUGCAUACUUAAUGCCCAAGUGCCCUCAUGAAAAGUUGCAGAAUUCCUUGUAAACACAUCUGACUUUUGUAUUGAUAUAUAAAAGUGAUGUGGUCAAUCAGAUAUUUUUAUACGUAAAAAUGAGUGAUUAUUUGAGGGUGCCCUCCCUCAGUAGUACAUAUUCAUUCAAGCAUUGCCAACAACUAUAAAAUAUGCUUCUGCCACUUGAUGUAUGUCUACCUCUAGAAAGUUCUAACUAAUCUUCCUGUUUCAUAAUGUGAAUUAGGAAUUAUUGUUUGUAACAUUCUAUGCAUUUCUAGUUUAUUUGUUCAGACCAUCAUUUUAAGGAAACAUGCUGUACAGCUCUUGGGUGUGACGGGAUGUGGUUAAGUACUAGAUAAUAUUUGAAAUUGGUUUAGAAGAUAGAAUUCUAUGACAAAUGUGAAGCUGGAUGGUACUCCUGCAGCUGGAGUACUAUCAAUUUUUUAACAAGUUUCUGCCAUCAGUGCCUUAAUCCUUUGCAGAAUCUCCUCAGCUUCCCCCCCCCCCAAGUCUGUAAUAAAUCAUUACACGGGGUUGGGGCAUAGCUCCUACUAUCCCUUUCCCCUUCUCUUCUAUCUGCUACUCUUCUAGCAUCGGAGUGUUCUUCUGUUAGAAAAGGGAAGAAACUGUGAGGGUAGCAACAGCAGACAGAAUCCUCCCGUAUGUUUGCUUAGCUAGAGAAGCAUAUCGGCACACCACAGCUGCUGCUGCUCUGCUGCUCUGGGCAUGUUGCUGUGACAGAAAAGAUUCAGUGUACAGAUGCUGGAACCAGAGCAAUUUAUGUUAGGAAAGGGUACGAGUCAGGGUGGAGUUACUGCUGCCAUUCUUAAAUCAUGUGGACUCAAGUGUCAACAGAUUUUGGGUGGCUUUGGUGGCAAACCAAAAACUUCUUGCCAGAACUUGCCCCUGCUUGUGGGCAGGGUAUCUUAUCCCUCACCUCAUGCUGCAUGUCCGAAAUGUAGUAUGAGGUAGAGGACAAACUAAAACACCUCUUGCUGAGAGCCAGUGUGAAGGAAUGUAACUGUUCAUUCAUUUGCGGUGUUUUUAAUGGCAGAUGGUGGUUUUUCUGAUUUAAAUGGUGGUUGUGACCAGGAGGAUCAAAAGUUCAGCCCAAUGAACUUAAGUAUGAAAUGAAACACAAAGCGGGAGGGAGGGGGAGAGAAACAAAAAAAUGGGAAUCAGAAACUAAAACAAGCCUCUACUCCCCCCCUUCUGAUUUGCCAAAAGAUUGGCAGGGGGAGUAAAAAUGUUGUAUGUAAGUAAAAUCUGCUAAAUGGGAAAUCGGUGCGUCUGCGUCACAGAGAGAAAGCUAAACCACUAUGAAAGUUAGACAUGGUUGCAGCUCAGUAGACAGAAGAACUGCUUUGCUUUCCUCCAUUUCCUCUUGGAGUGCAGGCUUCAGUACAAUGCCAUCACCACUGGCAAGGGAUGGCAGAGGCAUGUGGGUUUUCUCUGCCUCUGUGCUUCCUAGCCAGGUGAAUGGACAUCUAACUACCUGGCAGGUGCAGCAACCAUUCCCUCCACCCAAGGUGAAGUGGGGAGGGAUGAUUCUCACCCCUCUUGCAGCUCCAGUGUUGGGAGGAAUCCUCAGCUUGUUGAUGAGCAGGGUUGUGUACAUCUCUUCUCUUCCGCCCCCCAACCCCCGCCCCCCCAACCCAAGACUUUCUGCACUCACAGAAAGAACAUAAACAUCAGAUGUAGCAGUGCCAGCAGCUCCUCUGGAGAAAUAGCCAAACAUUUUGGCAGUUGCAUCUCUACUAUUUUCUGAGGGAAAGCUCAGCUGUGCCUAGUUGACCAGCCUCAAGGAAUAGGCUCGCCUAGUGUUUAUCAUGCUGUGAUAGUUAUAUUUUUGGAAUUUUUUGCUUGGGGACUACUGACAGCACCUACCUUAAUGGUUUUGCAUGAAACCUUCCCCAAACAUACCUUUUUAAUGAAUGGCCUAAUUCAAGGAGUAAAGGGUUUAUUGUCUUUCCUGAGCGCUCCUCUGAUCGGGGCUCUGUCUGAUGUUUGGGGCCGAAAAUCCUUCCUCCUGUUAACAGUAUUUUUUACUUGUGCUCCAAUUCCUCUGAUGAAAAUCAGCCCAUGGUGGUACUUUGCUGUUAUCUCUGUCUCUGGAGUCUUUGCAGUGACCUUCUCAGUGGUGUUUGCUUAUGUAGCAGAUAUAACCCAAGAACAUGAAAGAAGCAUGGCCUAUGGCUUGGUUUCAGCAACUUUUGCUGCAAGUUUAGUUACCAGCCCUGCCAUUGGUGCCUACCUUGGUCGAGUGUAUGGAGACAGUCUGGUUGUGGUCCUAGCGACAGCUAUUGCAUUGUUGGAUAUUUGCUUUAUCCUUGUUGCUGUACCUGAAUCAUUGCCAGAAAAGAUGCGGCCUGCAUCAUGGGGAGCACCCAUUUCUUGGGAACAAGCUGAUCCGUUUGCGUCAUUGAAGAAAGUUGGCCAAGAUUCCAUAGUGCUGCUAAUCUGCAUAACAGUCUUUCUUUCAUACCUCCCUGAGGCAGGACAGUAUUCCAGCUUCUUCUUGUACCUCAGACAAAUAAUGAGAUUUUCACCAGAAAGUGUUACAGCAUUUAUAGCAGUCCUUGGGAUUCUCUCCAUUGUUGCCCAGACAAUAGUUUUAAGUUUACUUAUGAGGUCAAUUGGAAACAAAAACACCAUCCUGUUGGGCCUGGGAUUUCAAAUACUGCAGCUUGCAUGGUAUGGCUUUGGCUCAGAACCUUGGAUGAUGUGGGCAGCAGGGGCUGUUGCAGCCAUGUCUAGCAUUACGUUUCCAGCCGUUAGUGCACUUGUUUCGCGAACUGCCGAUGCUGAUCAGCAGGGUGUCGUUCAAGGAAUGAUAACGGGUAUUAGAGGACUCUGUAAUGGCUUAGGACCAGCACUUUAUGGUUUUAUAUUCUACAUUUUCCAUGUAGAAUUGAAUGAAGUUUCAGUGACUCAAAAUGACCUAGAAGAUAACAUAGCCACACAGCACCAUUCGCAACAGAACGCCAUCAUUCCUGGUCCCCCGUUCUUGUUUGGGGCAUGCUCUGUAUUACUGGCUCUGCUGGUUGCCUUGUUUAUUCCUGAACAUACCAACUUAAAUGUUCGAUCAAGCAACUGGAAAAAACACUGCGGUGGCCAUGGCCAUCCACACAGUCCACAAGCCCCUGGGGAGGCCAAGGAACCUUUAUUACAAGACACAAAUGUAUGACAACAAAACUCAAGGACUCUUAGAGCGAGCUUCUUUUCCACCUGCAGUUCUGGAUGCACAUUCAAUUUCCAUUGAAAGUGUCAUUUCUUAAGGCGGUCUUAAGAAAUUUAUCUCUUUGCAUGAAAAUGGUAAGAACCACAAACAGGAAGUGGAAAAUUCUCCAAAGAAGUUACAACUUAAAUUAUUUGAAUUUUUAAAAAGAAAAUUCUAGGAUUCUCGCCAUAACAUCCUAGUGAAAUAUUAAAUCUUUACAUCUUAAUUUUGAAACAAAAUUAUAUAUAUUCAAGGUAUUGGCAUGUGUUCUUGCAUCAGUUUCCGGAAGGUGUUAAGCUUUAUUUUCUUCAUGCUGGUCUCAAUGAGACAUACUAGCAGGACUUGGGUACCCAUUUAUUUUAUCUGUAAAAUCUUGGGUCAGAUGAAUUCAAAGCCUUAAUGUAGAUGCACUUGCCCAAGAAGGUGAAUUGGAUUGACCUUGGACUGUCAAAUCAGUGUCUGGCAGGCUUUCUUUAUUUUAACUAACAUGAUCAUGUGUUGAACACACAUCCUGAACAGUACACACUCCUUUAAGUGCAUUAUUCUGCUAAUUCUUUUGUUCUUUUAAGGAGGUAUAUUUCAAUAUGUAGUACUUCAACUAGCGGGUAGUAUGAGCCUAAAAGAUUUUUUAUUACUGGCUCUGAAAUUCUACCUUCCUAAAUACAAUUUGAUACCACUAUGCUUUGGUUUUUUGCGUAAGGACCUCAACACUUGAACACACAUACUCAACUCUAAGCUGAUAGCCCUGAAGAUGUCGGUGUGCUCUACUGGAUUGCCUCUUCUGUUAGUGGACAGUUUCAGUAGCUAUUAAGUACAGAGCUAAGGCCAAAUGGCAGUUGAUCUGCCUUUUCUUCUGAUAUUUGUAAAUGAAGUCUGCAGAGUGAGAGUGGUGACUGGUAAGUUGCCCUGUCUAGAAAUAGAAGUGGCAAUCCUUCUCUAUAGUGGCCUUUCAGGACUGUCACAAGUAACGCUUCAGAGCUAAGGGUUACUCUUGCAGCUUCAGGACCACAGUACAGGAGAGAGCUUUAUACAAUUACUGAUGUGAAUUUCUCUAAAAAUGUAUAUUUUUGUGUCAAGUUGUAUUAUUUAAAUGUUCCUUUGUAUAAAAUGUGUAUAAAGUAUUGUAUAGUUCAAAAUGUUUUCAACUUGUACUGUGGUUAUUGCUUAGCUUUUUAAACUCUCCACGGUUGACUAAAAGCUGGAAAAAUAUGUAAAUAUACUGUUAAUAAAGUUGAAUAUUUUA
Rhineura floridana is the source of this 8961-nucleotide messenger RNA. RefSeq names its product major facilitator superfamily domain containing 14A (gene SLC71A1). Gene Ontology annotation, cellular component: membrane. Gene Ontology annotation, molecular function: transmembrane transporter activity. Gene Ontology annotation, biological process: transmembrane transport. NCBI's taxonomy places the organism in Eukaryota, Metazoa, Chordata, Lepidosauria, Squamata, Rhineuridae. The transcript is spliced from 12 exons. The record is from RefSeq and is a predicted model, not a curated record. The coding region runs from base 6390 to 7685 and encodes 431 amino acids.